This is a messenger RNA of Condylostylus longicornis, 2731 nucleotides long. It is a transcript of the gene pav, whose product is annotated as kinesin-like protein KIF23. Gene Ontology annotation, cellular component: microtubule; nucleus; kinesin complex. Lineage: Eukaryota; Metazoa; Arthropoda; Insecta; Diptera; Dolichopodidae. Bases 104 to 2617 code for a protein of 837 amino acids. Gene Ontology annotation, molecular function: ATP hydrolysis activity; ATP binding; microtubule motor activity. The transcript has 6 exons. The record is from RefSeq and is a predicted model, not a curated record. Gene Ontology annotation, biological process: microtubule-based movement.
GUUUGAAAUUUUUAACCGAUUUUUUUCUAUAGGUGCCGAAAAUAAAACCAAAAUCAGCUCUUACGAUAGUAUUAUUUAAAAGUAUUGUUUUUUAAUAGAUAACAUGGAAAGAGUAAAAUUGAAAAAAGCGAACGAAUCACCUAAACAACCAGUGCAAGUAUUUUGCAGAUUGCGACCUUUGCUUUCCGAAGCUGACAUGAAAUGUGUUAAAGUAAAGGAUUUCAAUACGGUAAUUCUCUCUCCCCCUGAAAUCGCGGUAAACUACAAAUUAAAUUGCAAGGAAAUGCAAUAUAUCUUCAAGUAUGUUUUCCAAGAAAAUUCUGGACAACGGGCAGUGUAUGAGAAAGUUGCUAGACCAUUAGUAGAAAAUUUGGUUCGUGGUAAAAAUAGCCUUUUAUUUACUUAUGGUGUUACUGGUAGCGGCAAAACAUUUACCAUGACAGGCGAUACAAAAGAGCAAGGAAUUAUGCCAAGAUGUUUAGAUGCAUUAUUCAAAACAAUAUCCGAUUAUCAAACAAAGAAAUUUGUCUUCAAACCAGAUCGUUUGAAUGGCUUCGAAAUUCUUUCUGACGCAGAUGCUUUACUGGAGCGUCAAGCGGAAAUGAAUUCUCGUUUUGCUAAGCCAAAACGAAAAGAUUCUGAUCCUGAAAUAGCAUCCAAAGCUUCAACCGAAGCAAAACCUAUAGAUGGUUUGGAUGAAGACAAUAUGUAUGCAGUGUUUAUUACAUAUGUCGAAAUAUAUAACAACAGUGUUUUUGAUCUAUUAGAAGAAACUGGAAUUCAAAGAACCCUUCAAAGUAAGAUUGUUAGAGAAGAUGCAAAUCAUAAUAUGUUUGUUCACGGAGUGACGGAGGUUGAAAUCAAAUCAAUGGAAGAAGCUUUAGAAAUUUUUCAAACGGGUCAGAAACGUAAACGAAUGGGCCAUACCAUAUUAAAUGCUGAAUCAAGUAGAAGUCACUCUGUAUUUACCAUUAGGUUAGUUCAGGCACCAGUUGAUAGUCAAGGAGAAGAUAUAAUGCGUGAUAAAAGUGUAAUAACUGUAAGUCAAUUAUCUUUAGUUGAUUUAGCAGGAAGUGAACGUACCAACCGAACAAAAAACACCGGUCAACGAUUAAGAGAAGCUGGAAAUAUAAAUAACUCUCUAAUGACUUUGAGAACUUGCAUGGAAUACCUAAGAGAAAAUCAACUGAAUAAUGCUAACAGGAAAAUACCUUAUAGAGAUUCAAAACUCACACAUUUGUUCAAAAAUUUUUUUGAAGGAGAAGGUCUUAUAUCUAUGAUAGUGUGUAUUAAUCCCAGAGCUGAAGAUUUUGACGAAAAUUCGCAAGUGAUGAAGUUUGCUGAAAUGUCACAAGAAGUUCAAAUAACAAGAAAUACACCAAUGAAAACAGAUUUUGGCUUAACACCAGGACGAAGAAAGGCCAACAAAAUAUUCAAGACCGCCGUCGAAAAUCUUAACUCAAUAGGUCUCGCAGAAGCACGUAAAUUAGAUACCGAUAUUGGGUUGGUUUACAAUUUAGGACCAAACUUUCCUGACUUCAAAAUUGAUUCACCGGAAAUGGAAAAUGUUAUUACAGAUCUUAUGAAACAUUUAGAACGACGAAUUCAAAAAAGGAAGUUAUUAAUAGGAGAUUUUGAAAAUAGAUGUAAUAGAUUCAGAAUGACAUUAUUUGAAAUGGAAAAGGAAAACAUAUCACUACGAACUGAGUUAGCGGCUGCUAAAGCUGCUUACCAAACAGAAAGACACAAAACUCGUUCUAUGGAAAAUAAAAUUAUUGUAUAUGAAAGUUCUUUAGAUGAUUUAAACAUAAAAAUGCGCCAAAAAGAUGAUAAAAUAAAAGAACUUCAAAGAAUGCUAAAUGAUAAAGAAUUUGAACUUGACCGAAAAGAGAUGGAAAAGCAAAAGCAAAGAAAGAAAUUUACAUCGAAAUUGGCCGUUGAAAAAGAUAAAAUGAAAAGUGAAUUAGAAAUCAAAAUGAGCAAACAGCGUUCAGAAUUAGAGGAACGAAUUAAAUUAGACGAAAAAAAAUUUGAACAAAUCAAUACAAUAAUGAAAGCUUCUCGAGAUGCAGAAUUACCAAACGUAAGAAGAUCACGUAGCACCGAAGAUUUAACUGUAGUAAAAAACGUAGUUCCAUCUGAAAUACGUUCUCGUCAAGCAAUUUAUUCAACAACUAAGGGAGUACCUGUUGCGAAUUUACGCCAUAGAAGAUCAAAAUCAACUGGAGAAAAAUGGUUGGAACAUCGUUCACCGCACCCAGUACCGCUUGGGACAAUAUUGCAGCCUUACCUUAAAAAUAAAAAAUUUGUUACAAAACUUACUGAUGCAAAAGACAUAACAAACCCCAAAUUAUCCAAAUAUUGCUUGAUAUCUCAAGAAGCUGAUACAGAUGGUGAAAUAGAAACAAAAUUAUACAAGGGAAAUGUUAUUCCAACUGCUGCUGGUGGGGCACAAGUAGUUUUUAAUGACGUUGAAUGUUUGAAACAAAAAUCCCCAGAGAAAAUAACUCCACCGAGAAAGCGUAAUAGUGAAUGUACAUUAAUGGCGGAUGAAGUUCAUGCUCGUUGUCGAAUGUCUAUGGAAGGUGGUCAUUCAACAAAAAAACCAAAAGUAUAAAUUCAUAAUAAUAAUUCAAGCAGACAUUAUUAUUACUAUUAUAUUUUUCUUUUUGUAUAAUGUUGGAUAAUGUACAUAAUUUUAGUUGUACUACAUUUUUGUACUUAAUUAUUG